ACGAAAGCCCGAGCCCGUCGGGGUGGUUUGUUGUGGAGCGGGUGUGGUUGUUCCGCCGAGCAGUGGCCGUGACAAAAUUCCGGUUGGACCACGACGCCAAAAAAUCCCCACAGCAUACUACCAACCUUGUUCCAACAGCGUGGACGAUUUUUCUCGAUCUCUGGAUUUUUAAAGGAGGGGCAGAGAGGCGGUGUUUUGCGAGAGGACUGCUAGAGAGAGAAGGAAGCAAAAAUGGGGUGCUGUGACGCGUGUAUCAGGUGUUUAGGGCGGAUUCCCUACGCCUCCCUCAUCGCCACCAUUUUGCUGGCGGCCGGGAUCGCCGUGUUCUGCGGGUCGUUCUACACCGCGGUUAUCCAGACACGGACCCUCUUCAGCUUUGACUUUAGAUCAGUUACAGACAAUUUCUUCAAUCUCACGGAAGCUCUAAAAUGGAGUGCUGUCGGCAUCACUGCGUUUAUGGGUGUCUAUGCCUUCAUCCUGCUCCUGAUCGGUUUCCUAGCAACCGGCGCCAGCAAAGAGAAGAAGUACUGUGGCUUUGGCACCGGGCUGGGCAGCAGGAUAACUGUGGCAUUUUUCCUUGUGCUGACAUACAUCAUCUUCAUUGGAUGGCUGCUGAUGUCCUGCAUGGGGGUCAUCCCCUCCCUCUUCUUUUACCUCACCGUCAUCGUCAAAGCCACACCCUAUACUGUGGGCAACCAGAACUGCCUCAACCUGCAGCAGUUCGGAUUGGAUGUGGUUUUCAACACCACCAACAACAACACACCGGGCAACACUGCUCUUGGUAGCAACAUGUGGGAAUACUGCGGCAACGAUUACAACAAAUUCCAGGCCGAUGGAUUCCAACUGUUCAACUUGUACAUCGUGGCCUUGGUGGGAGCCUUGGUGGUCACCAUCAGCCUGGUGCACUACUUGAUGUGCUUGUCGGCCAAUUACGCUCACCUCAAGGAUUCUGGGAAAAUUUACAAGUACGAGGAAACCAAAUACCGCGAAGAACAGGAGCUGCACAACAUCGUGACCAACUCCAAGGAAAAGCUCAACUACUGAUGAUGUCAUUGAUGAUGUUCCUCACACACACACACACUGAUGAUGUCAUCAUCUGUUGCUGGGCAUCAUCUGUUCUCAAUAAUAUGAUGUAAUAUUUGAAUGUCAUGCCCAAAGUAAUUAGUAGUGUCUAGUAGAAGUUUAAGUGUUGUAUACAGUUACAGUAUCUCUGUGUAAAUGCCCACAGUGGACAUAAGGUCAAAAGUUGUAGUAGAUGUUUUAACGAUGGGGGGCUGCGAUGCUGUCAUGAACUGUUCACCUUUACGUCUGUAUGAUUACUGAGAUGCCUGGAAGAUCACACAGCUACAACUACUGUCAGUUAAUACCCUACUUUGUGAGAUUUCUCCACUAGAAUCUAUAUGGUGAGAUGCAGAAUUGUGAAGGGACAGUUGACGAUGGUGGUUUUUCGAUAGCCUGGUAUCCAAACCUAUUAUAGCUGUCAAGCAUCUUUCGUCCUCAGCUAUAACAGGUUUGAAUACCAUGCUAGAUUUAAAGAGAGGAAAAAAGACCAAGUCACAUCAUGUGCUGGUGUAAACAAUGUUGAAGGUGGACCACUGUAUCUCUAUCAUUUACAGAAUUCUUUGCAACACAAGCAGUAUUACAGUUUACACUACUAUCAGUAGAAAAAUGGAUACCACUAUACUUAGUCAUAGCCAAGCAUCUUGCCCAAACAGGAAAGUGAAUACUCUAUUGUAUUUGGAUAUUGUAUUUUUAUCAGUUAGUAAAUUUUAUCAAGAUGAUUGUAGUGCUAUGUUCUGGU
Messenger RNA from Branchiostoma floridae (Florida lancelet), 1801 nucleotides. RefSeq names its product proteolipid protein DM beta-like. Gene Ontology annotation, cellular component: plasma membrane. Gene Ontology annotation, biological process: neuron projection development. The record is from RefSeq and is a predicted model, not a curated record. Lineage: Eukaryota; Metazoa; Chordata; Leptocardii; Amphioxiformes; Branchiostomatidae. The coding region runs from base 232 to 1044 and encodes 270 amino acids. The transcript is spliced from 7 exons.